CCGUCGGCCCGGCAUGGGAUUGUUGAUAUUCGCAAAUGUUGUGAACGAUUCCAUUAUUUCAAGUUAAACCAAUAUCUCGAUGUAAAAGUUUCAUUUGAAAAUGGCAAAAUAUAUGAAUCCUGGAAAAAGUUUUCUUCUGUGGUAUGCACAUGAUCUCAUCAACUUUAGACUGCAGGAAUUACAUGCAAUUUCUGCUUGCUUUAAUAUCAAAUAUGAGUGGCUGGAAGAACCAUCAAUCAGUCAUCCAUACCUUUUAGUGAAUUUUGCAUCAUCUGCUGAUGUGAUGAAAGUCAUGUCUCGCACAGUAUUAAUAAGGUCUGCCUAUGAACUUUGGGCAAAGAGCAAUUCCAUAUCAUGCCUUUAUAAAAAAAUGAAAGCUUUACCAAAGUCAUUUACUGAACCAUAUUCUCGUUCAAAUGUUUCGUUUAGAAUUCUUGUAGAAUCAUUUGGUAAAAAGCUGAAUAAAGAUUACAAAGUUCAAAGGAUUGAUGAACUUGCCUUCCUUGCUUUUGAAGGCCCAAUUAAAUUAAAAGAUCCAGAUCACAGUUUUUUGUUGAUGGAAUAUUAUGGAACAAACAGAAAUUUCGCUCCCGAGGAUCCUUAUCAUUUAUUUUUUGGUCGAUGGAUUGCUGAUGGUCAACGAACUGUUAGUCAAAAAAUAAACUUAAAGACACGGAAAUUUAUAGGAAAUACCUCUAUGGAUCCCUUACUCUCUUUAGUAAUGGCAAACAUGGCAUGUGUUAAACCAGGAAGCAUUGUUCUUGACCCAUUUGUUGGAUCAGGUGGUUUACUUGUUGCUGCAGCACAUUUUGGGGGCUGUUGCUUUGGGACUGACAUUGAUUACCUGAUGUUACAUGGAAGAGCAAAGCCUUCAAGGUUAAAUCAAAAACGCCGUGCACCAGAUGAAAGCAUUUUGUCCAACAUGAAACAAUAUGGCUUAGAAUCUCAAUAUCUAGAUGUUAUUGUUUCUGAUUUUGCUCUUCCUUUAUGGCGAGUUACCUCUCUUUUUGAUGCUAUUAUUACUGACCCUCCCUAUGGAAUUCGAGAGCCUACUGAGAGGAUAGGAACAGAAAAAGAUUAUAAAAUUCCAGAUCAUUUAGCCAACAGCCACAUUCCAUCAAAAGUGUCAUAUUCUCUUCAAGACAUCAUUGAAGAUCUGCUGGAUUUUAGUUCAGUCUACUUAAGGCUUAAUGGUCGAUUAGUAUAUUGGAUGCCGUCUUUUAAUGAAGAUUUUGACAAAACCAAAUUGCCUUAUCACCCAUGCUUAGAACUGAAAGGUUUCUGCAAGCAAGCUUUAACUGGUCAUUCAUCACGUUACCUUAUCACCAUGCAGAAAAUCAAGGAAAAUAUGAAUGAGUCAGAAAAAGCCCAUGUACCUGAUGCUGCUUUAUCCUUUCGUAAAAAAUAUUUUGAAGCACAUAAGAAACGUUUGCAACAAUGAGUUUUUAAUUUUAUUGUGUAAAGCUUUUAUUAUAAAUAACAUUUUUAUAAGCCU
Messenger RNA from Uloborus diversus, 1495 nucleotides. Its product is annotated as tRNA (guanine(10)-N2)-methyltransferase homolog. Gene Ontology annotation, molecular function: nucleic acid binding. Gene Ontology annotation, cellular component: cytoplasm. The record is from RefSeq and is a predicted model, not a curated record. NCBI's taxonomy places the organism in Eukaryota, Metazoa, Arthropoda, Arachnida, Araneae, Uloboridae. Gene Ontology annotation, biological process: methylation.